This is a messenger RNA of Nelumbo nucifera (sacred lotus), 809 nucleotides long. Its product is annotated as Serine/Threonine-kinase. Lineage: Eukaryota; Viridiplantae; Streptophyta; Magnoliopsida; Proteales; Nelumbonaceae. The record is from RefSeq and is a predicted model, not a curated record.
GCUGUAAUAAAGAAAGGGAAAAAGAAAGAACCCAACCCAUCUGCCAUCUUUCCUUCACGAUCGAUUCAAGCAAAAGGCUCAUCCGUCUCUCUGAUCAGAUGAACUUCCUCCCUCCCACUCGCCAGCUCUCACACUCUUCAUUUCCCUCUAGUUCAUGCAAGAUCCAAGGAACUCACAGUCACAGACAAGGAAGCCCUGGUAUCAGAGAGCAAUGGAGGCAGCAAAUUUAUGGAAACCCAUAUCAAAACCCACUGAGGUUUCCACGAAUCCCAACAGAUCUAAGCUAAGGAAGUGUUCUUCUCUUAAGGUUGCAACUUCAUUCACUCGGGUAUGUCUUUGUGCACCCAUCUCUUCUUAUACUGAAGUUUUUCGAGCCGAUCUUCCACCGAGGAGGAGCAACAGCUAUCCUAGAUCAAAGCCAUUGGUGAUACCACCUCCCGAAACAUUUCCCAGUUAUAGAAUCAGUACAGAAGGCAGCAGGAGGGUUUUCCGGGGGAAGUCAUUAACUGAUGAUGUUCUCAUGAGAAGAUUUGUUGUGGAAGAAGAAGCAAUGAUGCAGGUUAGGAGAAGGAACGAAAUGGAUGUUGUAAGGAGGAGGAGCUCCAUGAGAAGAAAGAAACUGGGUCCUAGUCGGCUUAGUAGAAUGGUUAUGGCCGGAGAUGAUUAAUUUUAUUGAUUUUUUUUUUUUGAAGUUUUCGAUCCUAUACGAAAUGAUCAGUAACUUUUGAUUUUUUUCACUUCAUGCUCAUUUUGUUUUAAUUUUCUUUUCUAAUCAGUUUAAUUCCCUGGUUGGCAUAUCUUAAUUUUAA